AUGUUCUCGCGGGGACUGAAGAGGAAGUGUGCCGACCAUGAGGAGGAUGUAGAGGGUGCCCUGGCCGGCCUGCGCACAGUACCCUACAGCCUGCAGCGGCAGUCGCUCCUGGACAUGUCCCUGGUGAAGCUGCAACUCUGCCACAUGCUGGUGGAACCCAACCUCUGCCGCUCGGUGCUCAUCGCCAACACGGUGCGGCAGAUUCAGGAGGAGAUGACCCAGGAUGGCACGUGGCACGCGGCGGUGCCCCAGGGCACAGGGCGGGCUCCACUGGACCGCCUGGUUUCCACCGAGAUCCUGUGCCGAGCUGUGCGGGAGCAGGAGGGGGUGCACCCUGACCCCAACCUGGGGGACCAUGAGCAAGGCCUGCUUUCUGACCUGUGUCCAGCCCCUUUGGCACAGGUGCCGAGGAGCCCGCAGAGCAGCAUCUGGGUGGAUGGCCCUCAGGAAAGCAGGGGCAGCUUUCAGAAGUCACUGGAUCAGAUAUUCGAAACACUGGAGACCAGAAGCCCCGGCUGCAUGGAGGAGCUGUUCUCAGACGUGGACAGUCCCUACUACGAUCUGGACACAGUGCUCACAGGCAUGAUGGGGGGCGCCAAGCCGGGCCCCUGUGACGUGCUGGAGGGCUUGGCCCCCGCCAUCCCGCCCGCGGGCUCCAGCUGCAAAUCCGACCUGGGUGAGCUGGAGCAUGUGGUUGAGAUCCUGGUGGAGACCUGAGCCACGUGGACGCGCCUGCGGCCCAGCCUUGUGGCUCUGAGAACGUCCUG
Carlito syrichta (Philippine tarsier) is the source of this 767-nucleotide messenger RNA. It is a transcript of the gene CDCA4, whose product is annotated as cell division cycle associated 4. Gene Ontology annotation, cellular component: nucleus. Gene Ontology annotation, molecular function: transcription regulator activity. The transcript has a single exon. The record is from RefSeq and is a predicted model, not a curated record. Lineage: Eukaryota; Metazoa; Chordata; Mammalia; Primates; Tarsiidae. Bases 1 to 717 code for a protein of 238 amino acids.